CCCCCCCGCCAUGGGUCGGAAGCGCUGCGUGGGGGGAGACGGCUCCAAGAUGGCGGCGGGCUGCUGCGGGGUGAAGAAGCAGAAGCUCUCCAGCUCCCCCCCGUCGGGCUCGGCCGGCCCGGGCGGCGGCGGCGGGGGGGGCGCCCGCUGCGGCGAGCCGGGGGCGCUGCCGGCGGCGGGGGGCGGCCCGCGCCUCAACGGCCUCGGGGGGCUGGCGGGGGGCUCCCCCGGCUGCGCCCUCUCGCCGCCGCCGCGCCCGCCCGGCUGCGGAGGGGCCCCCGGCGCCGGCCUCCCCGGCCCCGCCGCGCUGCUGGGCUCCCCCGGCGCCGGGCCCGGCGGCUGCAGGAAGAUGGUGGUGUCGGCCGAGAUGUGCUGCUUCUGCUUCGACGUGCUCUACUGUCACCUCUACGGCUACCAGCCCCCGCGCAGCCCCCGCUUCACCAACGACCCCUACCCGCUCUUCGUAACGUGGAAGAUUGGCCGAGACAAAAGGUUGCGUGGAUGUAUAGGUACCUUUUCUGCCAUGAACCUGCAUUCAGGACUCAGGGAGUACACACUUACUAGUGCCCUUAAAGAUAGCAGAUUUCCCCCAAUGACGAGGGAUGAACUGCCACGGCUUUUCUGCUCAGUGUCUCUGCUUACUAAUUUUGAAGAUGUCUGUGAUUAUUUGGAUUGGGAGGUGGGUGUACAUGGCAUUAGAAUAGAAUUCAUCAAUGAAAAAGGAUCAAAACGCACCGCCACCUACUUGCCGGAGGUUGCAAAGGAGCAAGGAUGGGACCAUAUCCAGACCAUAGAUUCCUUAUUGAGGAAAGGAGGUUACAAAGCUCCAAUUACAAAUGAUUUCAGGAAAACAAUAAAACUGACCAGGUAUCGUAGUGAGAAGAUGACCGUGAGUUACACAGAAUACCUUGCCCACCGUCAGCACCAUCACUUCCAGAAUGGCAUCGGGCACUCCCUUCCACCAUACAACCAUUAUUCCUGACACCGAGCCGUAUGACCAGUCUCUGGACUUUUCUGCAAACCUCUUCCCAGGAGAACCAGCCCCUUCCUGGUCUAGCUAUCUCUAUUACUGUACCAUUUUAUGAUGAUAGUUUCCGUUGCCAUGAUGACGCUUCUCCGUGGCAGGUUAAGUUCACCAUGGCAACGGGUGGAAAUGCUGCAUCGUUACAAAGAACCCCUUCACUUUCUCCUCUCUCUCUCUCUCUCUCUCUUUUUUUAAAUGAGUCACUGUGGGCUUUUUGGAUUUUCUUGUUUUUUUUUUUGUUUUGUUAUGACAGCAUAAAAAAAAACUUGAGAUUUUUUUAAUGGAACAUUUUAAAGUUCGACUUCAUUAUCACUGAAUUGUAUCAAUCACAUUUGUCUGUGAAACUGUGGAUGGAAGGAAAGAACUUAAUGGGUCAGUUUGGGAGAUAAAGGAGCAAAGCACAAUAGCCUGCUCUUGAAAUCAUAAAAUAUUGGAUCCAGAUCAGAAGCAGGACUAAGCAUAGGCUUGAGCAGGAUUAGAUAUCAGUUUCUCAGCAUUCCCAGAAAUAAAAAUUGUUAGAGACUACGUAAGCCUCCGGUUCCUGUUCUGUUAGGCCCACACGAAUGGCAGUGAUAAGCUGAAUUGAUGAAUUAUGAUGGAAACUAAUUGUGCUUUUGGUUUAGAUGUAAUCAUAGGAAGAGUUUUAUUACCCACCCAGGUUGGGAUUCUGGUUCGAGUCCCUUCAACUAAAUAUUGCCCAUUCAAAUCACUGGAACUAAAAACUUACUGAUGAUGGUCUGUCUCUCCUCCACCCUCUACCCCCAGUUCCCAAAUCAGGCUUCAGGUGGAUGGCGUGAUCUGCCAAGCUCUGUCGUGCGUCAGCAAGUUGACGAGCAGCGCAAAAUUCACCGCAGGCAUCUUGUAACUUCUCAGAUGUUGGUUGCUGUUGUAGCCAGGAUGACUAGCUUGAAGAAACCGUUGUGUUAGGAAGUCAGCAGGUAUUAGUGCCUUAGGUGACACCUGUUUUUGGAAGAAAAGCAAGGCAGGAGAAGCACAAGAGAAGACACCUAUUCCAAAUUCUAAACUUCCCAGAGAGGUGUGAAGUGUUCUUUUGAGAGCAGAAUUCAGCUUUUGUUGCCUGCCCUACAAGGCUUGCCCCUAAAAAUUCAAUAGCAAACUAGCAAUUCUCGAUGACACAAUUUUGGGUGGUUUUAUUGAUGAAGUGAAGACCCAAGUAGCUAUGUUGAAGCCUCCGCAAGGUCAAAAACGAAAAGAAGCCCACUAUUUUAAAAAAAAUCCUAAAGUUUAUUAAUUUUAAAUUAAAAAUCCAGCAGCGGUUACUUUUUUAUGAAGCUGUAGUGGCAGCGCAAGAAGUAUUUUUGGAUAGCAGGUAUAGGAGACCGUACUGAGUAGCACCAUCGGUAUCGUUACCGUCUCUGGGGCUUUGUCCUGGGUGGAAGUAGCAGAAACAGCUACUCCUGGCCGGCCUCGGAUUUCACACCGUUCUCGUUUCAGGUGCUUUCUGAACUCUUACAAACUUCUAUGACACCGAAAUAGAUCUCUGAUCUUUGAGGUAGAUCGGAGGUCCUUCCCUGAAUUAGAAGAACAUCAUCUUGGAUGAGGCAGAUAAUGUUUUGGCAGAAGUCCCACCCUGUUUCAUCCGGUAAGGGCGUGAUCUUCAUAAAUACAGACUUUCCACAAUAACAGACAGCGAGGCGUAUUACAGGCCCUGGAACAUCAUUCAAAGAAUUGGCUCUGGUCCUACAUGCAGAGGCAGGGAGAGAGCCAUUUCACCACUGUCCUUCCUUCGAUCCACAGUAUUUAACAUCCAAAUCUUAACUUUCUGUUUCGAUGCCUUAAUUUUCAAGUAAGCAAAAAGUCCUGAAAAAAAGAAAAAUGGGCAACAGAUGAGGAAAGUUCUGUGGUGUCUUUCCUAUCUGGAGAAUGGGAAAGGGGGUUCAUUUUCAUGUGAAAAGUAUUGUCUGUUGCUGUCUAAUGCAACUUUCCCUGUUUUGCCCUUGAAAGGGAAACUUGAGCACAAGUUAAAAUACACACAAAAAAUGUCUCUGCUGCAAGCGUUUGGAGUAUCUACCAUGGCCACCCAACAGCCCCCACCCCACCCCCAGCAAUCUUUCUCAUUACCGUUCGUGCUUCUGGGUGAGCUCAAUGUUAAAAGUUUUUUUAAAAGAUCUAUUUUAUUUAUAUAUAUAUAUAUAUAUAUAUAUAUAUAUAUAUAUAUAUAUAUAUAUAAAGAAUAUAUAUGUGUAUUUAAAGGUGCUAAUCAUCUUGAGCAGGUCACGUGACUGGUCAUGCGGACUCUUAAAAUCAUAUCAGAUUUUUUUAGAAAAAAAGAAAAAUCCUCAAUAUAUGCAGAUGUUAUACAGAAUUUCUUACCAGUGUAAUAAUGAUAUACUGAUUUAAAUGAAAUAUCCUGCAGGGUUUGAAGGAAGAGGUCAGCAAUACUUCCCACCAUGGCUUGGGGGAGGAAAAAAAAAAAAGGAUCAUCUUGUCAGCAUAAUGCACAAAAUAUAUGUAUUUUUUUUUGUUUUGUUUUCUGUUUUGGGUCUCUCAGUAGCUAUUGCUUUUGGGAAUUUAAUGAAAGACAACAGCUGUAGUUCAAAGGGUUGAACAAACUGGAAAGGUGUGCUUUAAAAAAAACAAAACCAAAAAAACCUCCAGACCCUUUUGAGGCUGUUGUGACUAUGUUUGUUCCGAGACCCGUUCCUGCAAUCUUGCAAGGCUGGCGAGACGCAUCAGCGAUAAUGUCGUACAUAUCGGUGAUCCGGUCGCUUCAGUGACGCGCGUUUCUCCCGGGGUGCCUCUCGGAGCAGGGGAGCGCCUGCGCUGCCAAGGUGACUCCGUUUCUUGCGGAAUCCCAUGAGCCGCCCUGCACGUCGCAGGUGUUCACCCAGACUCGAGGCCCAAAGUACGAGGACCUCCUCCUCGGUCUGCGAAGCCGCGUCCGUGUGAAAUCCGAGACAGAGUCCCCUGUUUUUGCUCACUGAGCGACAGGCCAGCGUUGUCCGGGCAGUGGUUGUGGUCUUCUUGCCUUAUUUCAUUCCAAAAACAAACAAACAAAAAAAAGGUUUAGUUUAGCUUUAAAUGUUUUAUUUCUUACACCCGUGUGGUUAAGGGCAGUUGGAGAACGAAUGUCUGGCUGGAGCUAGAAGAGAGGACGUUGCAGGACCACCGUCCCAUCCAGGGGAGAUUUGGGUGGUGUGGCGUGUGGCGUCACACCACCUUUGCUCGUGGGUUGGGCAUGGCCCGUGGUGAGAGAGGAGGCGCGUUGUGCUGACGUGCUGUCGGCUGGGAGCGGCUGGCCCACCACACACCCCCUUCACGUUGAUCAUCUCAGCCUCUCUGACGUGUCCUCAACUGUGCGGGUUCUUGAAACUGUCUGGUGACAUUCUUGUGUGUUGGAGCGAACCAAAGACACCUCCAGUCGAGCCUCAAUGCUGCUGCUUAAUGCCUGCCUUCCGAUCCUUCCAAGUCUCUGCAGGAUGCAAAUGGGUUAACUUUUUUAUUUUUUUGUACAGUUUCUAACUGAUUUUUGCUAGUGAUGUUAAUUAAGUUUGAGGAACUUCUGCAGCUCCUCCAUUGAAUAAACUGGUGACUUUUAUGUUUAAAUAAAAUAAUAUAGAAACCCGAAAUGUGCCUCUCAAAUUCUAAGGGUUUCUGGUUACACUUCUUAAGACCAGCAAUGAUUCUUUAUAUACAAAGAUAUGUUUUCCUUGUUUUUUUAUUACUGUUUCAGAAGGAAAGAAAUACUUCCUUCUGCUCUGAAGCCAGUUGCCACACUGGUACAUAAAUGCACUGAGAAAAAAAAAAAAAACUUUUGUAACAACUUAUGACUGUUUUUGUAUAUCAAAGCUGAUUCUUUCCAAAAGAUUUGGAUCUAGUUUCUAAGUUAUUUUAGUGUUUUAUAUGUUACAAGAAUUAAUUGUUCACCAGCAUAAUAAUUAGUUACCUUCAAUGGAAAAAGUGACAUAGAUGGGGAGAAGACCUACCUGGAGUAGCUCGAAAGCCCCCCCUUUUUUUCCUUUGACUAUUGAUUACAAUAUUAUCACAGAUUACCACAAACCUCCUUCCAUUAAAACUAGAUUCUUCUUAUUUCCAUGUUUAUUUGCUAUUAGUGUGAAGAAACUGUUGAUUAAAACGGGCAUUUUAUAAGUAUGGCUUAAAGGUAAAAAUGAGGAAAAAGCAAAAAAAAAAAACUCUAGAAGGUAACUUGUGGGUCUGUGAGAUAUGGCUGUGGAAAGAUAUUGUAGUAGUUUUAACACUAUUGUUAUUACCUUUUAAAUCAUUUACCCAAUAAAAUAAGGAAAAAUCA
Molecule: messenger RNA, 5294 nt
Organism: Candoia aspera
Lineage: Eukaryota; Metazoa; Chordata; Lepidosauria; Squamata; Candoiidae
Gene: AMMECR1
Product: AMMECR nuclear protein 1
Exons: 6
Coding region: 11-982 (323 amino acids)
Cellular component (GO): nucleus
Source: RefSeq, a predicted model, not a curated record